AUGUGUAUUGAUGGUAUAGUGACAGCUGACAGGGAAGGAGCGGCCAUGUUUAUUGAUGGUAUAGUGACAGCUGACAGGGAAGGAGCGGCCAUGUUUAUUGAUGGUAUAGUGACAGCUGACAGGGAAGGAGCGGCCAUGUUUAUUGAUGGUAUAGUGACAGCUGACAGGGAAGGAGCGGCCAUGUUUAUUGAUGGUAUAGUGACAGCUGACAGGGAAGGAGCGGCCAUGUUUAUUGAUGGUAUAGUGACAGCUGACAGGGAAGGAGCGGCCAUGUUUAUUGAUGGUAUAGUGACAGCUGACAGGGAAGGAGCGGCCAUGUUUAUUGAUGGUAUAGUGACAGCUGACAGGGAAGGAGCGGCCAUGUUUAUUGAUGGUAUAGUGACAGCUGACAGGGAAGGAGAGGCCAUGUUUAUUGAUGGUAUAGUGACAGCUGACAGGGAAGGAGCGGCCAUGUUUAUUGAUGGUAUAGUGACAGCUGACAGGGAAGGAGCGGCCAUGUUUAUUGAUGGUAUAGUGACAGCUGACAGGGAAGGAGCGGCCAUGUUUAUUGAUGGUAUAGUGACAGCUGACAGGGAAGGAGUGGCCAUGUUUAUUGAUGGUAUAGUGACAGCUGACAGGGAAGGAGUGGCCAUGUUUAUUGAUGGUAUAGUGACAGCUGACAGGGAAGGAGCGGCCAUGUUUAUUGAUGGUAUAGUGACAGCUGACAGGGAAGGAGCGGCCAUGUUUAUUGAUGGUAUAGUGACAGCUGACAGGGAAGGAGCGGCCAUGUUUAUUGAUGGUAUAGUGACAGCUGACAGGGAAGGAGCGGCCAUGUUUAUUGAUGGUAUAGUGACAGCUGACAGGGAAGGAGCGGCCAUGUUUAUUGAUGGUAUAGUGACAGCUGACAGGGAAGGAGAGGCCAUGUUUAUUGAUGGUAUAGUGACAGCUGACAGGGAAGGAGCGGCCAUGUUUAUUGAUGGUAUAGUGACAGCUGACAGGGAAGGAGCGGCCAUGUUUAUUGAUGGUAUAGUGACAGCUGACAGGGAAGGAGCGGCCAUGUUUAUUGAUGGUAUAGUGACAGCUGACAGGGAAGGAGCGGCCAUGUUUAUUGAUGGUAUAGUGACAGCUGACAGGGAAGGAGCGGCCAUGUUUAUUGAUGGUAUAGUGACAGCUGACAGGGAAGGAGCGGCCAUGUUUAUUGAUGGUAUAGUGACAGCUGACAGGGAAGGAGCGGCCAUGUUUAUUGAUGGUAUAGUGACAGCUGACAGGGAUGGAGCGGCCAUGUUUAUUGAUGGUAUAGUGACAGCUGACAGGGAUGGAGUGGCCAUGUUUAUUGAUGGUAUAGUGACAGCUGACAGGGAAGGAGCGGCCAUGUUUAUUGAUGGUAUAGUGACAGCUGACAGGGAAGGAGCGGCCAUGUUUAUUGAUGGUAUAGUGACAGCUGACAGGGAAGGAGUGGCCAUGUUUAUUGAUGGUAUAGUGGCGGCCAUGUUUGUGUCUGGCAGGGGUCUGUGGCGGCCAUAUUUGUGUCUGGCAGAGCUUUGAGGCGAGCUGUCUGUCAUGGCCGCUUGCUGCCCCCUCACUGAGGACACGUUCAGCCGUUUCCCCUCGCAGAGCAAUGUGUACGGUCUGUCCGUGCUGCCCUGCCCCGGGGCCCCCGAGCUCCUGGCCGCCACCCUGAAAGGCAGAGUGACCAAUUUCAAAUACCAGGACCUGAGGGACCGCCUGCGGGCCGGAGCGCGGGAACUGCAAUUCACUUAUAUACCAGGCACGUACCAUUACUGUGUGAGAAAGAGGGGGGAACCGGGCACGUACCAUUACUGUGUGAGAGAGAGGGGGGAACCGGGCACGUACCAUUACUGUGUGAGAGAGAGGGGGGAACCGGGCACGUACCAUUACUGUGUGUGUGAGAG
Molecule: messenger RNA, 1892 nt
Organism: Pelobates cultripes (western spadefoot toad)
Lineage: Eukaryota; Metazoa; Chordata; Amphibia; Anura; Pelobatidae
Source: the annotation of a GenBank genome assembly